Messenger RNA from Linum tenue, 1134 nucleotides. The record is from the annotation of a GenBank genome assembly. NCBI's taxonomy places the organism in Eukaryota, Viridiplantae, Streptophyta, Magnoliopsida, Malpighiales, Linaceae.
AUGGCUUCUGCAGAAAUACGCUCCCAAAUUUGUCGAGUCCAGUGUUACUAUGUAAGGCUAAGCCACCUCUUCCACCUCAUCUCUUUUGUCAUUGGCAUCUCACUUGGAACGGUCGCUUGUUUGUACCUCAAGAGCUUCACUACCACGUUGAGUGCCACCAUCACCAUGUACCAUGUCUCUUCCUCAUCUUCCCUGCCACUCCAAGAACUAACCUCGCCGCCGCGGCCGCGGCCUCCACCGUGCCUUUUGCAUAACAUGAGUGACGAGGAGUUGCUAGCAAAAGCAACCAAUAGUGCAGGAGAAGCAUCACCACAAGGAGAACAAACCCCCAAACUGGCUUUCUUGUUCCUGACUCACGGCCCAUUGCCCUUUUCCCCAUUGUGGGAGACCUUCUUCCGUGGUUCCACCGGCCUUUACUCCAUUUACGUGCACCCGCACCCUUCCCACCUCGACUCGUGGCCUCAAAUUUCCCCAUUUUACGGUACCAGAAUCCCUAGCAAGGUCGUCCACUGGGGAAGCAGCACCAUGGUCGACGCGGAGAGACGCCUCUUGGCCAGCGCCCUCCUCGACCCGUCCAACCGGAGGUUCGUCCUGCUCUCCGAGUCGUGCGUCCCGCUGUUCGACUUCGCCACCACGUAUCGUUACCUCAUGGGCUCGAGCCGGAGCUUCCUCAGCUCCUACGACGAUCCACGAAGUGCCGGGCGCGGCCGCUACAACCCCAGGAUGCAGCCGGCCAUCAACGCCACCCAUUGGAGGAAAGGGUCGCAGUGGUUCGAGCUCGAUCGAGACCUGGCCCUGAGGAUCGUGUCGGACCGGAAGUACUACAGGGUGUUUGAGGAGCACUGCAGACGGCGGUGCUACAUGGACGAACACUAUAUUCCGACGAUGGUGAACAUGUUGUGGGCCGAGAGGAGCUGGAACCGGAGCGUGACUUGGGUCGACUGGUCGCGGAGCGGGGCCCAUCCGAGGCGGUUUGGGCGGGCCGAUGUAACCGACGGGUUAUUGAACCGGAUCAAACAUGGGUCCAGGUGUGUUCGGGAUGGGAACGUCACGUCUGUUUGUUACCUUUUCGCUCGCAAGUUCUCGCCCGAUGCUUUGGAGCCGUUGUUGAAGGCUCAAAACUCCUCCAUGUAA